Lycium barbarum (goji berry) is the source of this 1175-nucleotide messenger RNA. RefSeq names its product protein NETWORKED 3A-like. The record is from RefSeq and is a predicted model, not a curated record. Gene Ontology annotation, molecular function: actin binding. The transcript has 3 exons. The coding region runs from base 314 to 1096 and encodes 260 amino acids. Gene Ontology annotation, cellular component: vacuolar membrane. NCBI's taxonomy places the organism in Eukaryota, Viridiplantae, Streptophyta, Magnoliopsida, Solanales, Solanaceae.
ACUUUCGGGCGAUAAUAGACCAAUAGGAAAUUGGAUUACAUUUUUGGACCGUUGCUUCAUAGUAUUUUCUAAAUCAGUCGAACACGCUCCCUGUAUCCAAGUAGAAAGCAACAUAUAAGGGUCCACUUUUCCUGAACUGGAGCGGGAUUAAACUCCUAGUCCAAUUAUAAAUAAAAUCAGUAACACCUUAGUUCCUUUCACUACACAAAACAAAGUGCAAACAAUCAAGGCUUGGACUUAGCUUCUUCCGUAUUAUUGAACCUUUUUCGACUGUGAAAGAUUAUUAAUUUUAAGUCAGACUGUUUAAAAGAAAAUGAGAGUGGCAAGAGAUAAGCUAUCGUCAUACCGGUGGUGGUCUAACAGUGACAAGAAUAGCACCCAAAAUUGCUCGCCAUGGCUUCUAUCAACUAUAGCUGAACUAGAUGAGAAGACAGAAGCAAUGCUCAGGAUAAUUGAGGAAGAUGCAGAUACCUUUGCUCAAAGAGCAGAGAUGUAUUUCAAGAAACGACCAGAGCUAGUCAACAUGGUUGAGGAAAUUUAUCGUGCUCAUCGGUUGUUAGCUGAGGGAUAUGAUCAAAUCAAAUGUGCGUCCAGGAUGCACAUUUUGGCACCAUGGCAGUCUCCAUUGCCUUUGACAAAAUAUUCAGAGGAGAAAUUGAUCAUGAACUCUAUGGAGAAAUCCUACGAUAGCUAUUCAGAAUCCUUUGACCCCGAGUCUGAGUCUUCUGAUCUAUCAUCAGAGACCGAGGAUCCUGAUAACGACGAAGAGGAAAUCCAAAUCCAAGUAGAGAAGGCGAAAAUGGAAGCAUCAGGUUGCCUUAGCCUUAAAACUGAUGAAGUACUAAAGUUGAACGAAGAAAUUGAGCUACUGAAGGAAGUGAGCCGAGUCCAACAAGAGUUUAUAAUGCAGAAAGAUGAAGAGAAAAGAGAGGCAAUCAGACAACUUUGUAUAGCUUUGGAUUUGGUGAGGGAGGAAAACAGCAGGCUGAGGAUGAGUGUUACUAAGGCCUCUCUAGAAAAGGAAAACUUCAUUGAGCUCAAGACAUCAAAGAAGGGUUUUUUGAAGAGGCUCUUCAGCAGAUCUCCUAAAUACUAAAAACAACUAAGCACUAGUAAUUUAGCUAGUAUACUAGAAUGACAUACUCAAAGAUUAUACUACUAAUUCAUUUGCUAGG